AUGAUCGCUUUGAUUGUCUUCACAUUCUCCGUGACCGCCGUUUUAGCCGGUGAACAAUUGGUAGCAGUACAACAAGAUACCCUAGGAAACUAUGGCCUCAAAUACGCCAUCGACGGUAUCUCCAGAGUUGAACGAGGAGAUCUCCACGGAAACGUAAACGGCGCCUUCUCCUACAUCGACCCAUACGGCAUCGUGAGAAAAACCGAAUUCACCUCCGGCGUCCACGGAUACAACGCCAUCGGUACCGACAUCCCACUUCCAGUCCAGGACACACCCGAAGUAGCCCUCGCUAAAGCCAAUCACCUCUCCGUCCUCCGCGCCGCCUACCUCGCACCCAAACUUCCCCAAUUCCAAGGGCCCGAAGAAGGUUUCAUCGCCGCACCCAUUCCUUUCGCCGCCGCUCCACUCGCCUAUUCGAGAAUCGCCGCUCCCUUAGCAGUCGCCAAGAUCGCCGCACCGAUUCAUUUCGCCCUCCCUGCCCUCUCGACCCAUGUUGGAAUUUCCGAAACACCUGAGGUUCUGGCCGCUCGCGCUCAGCACUUCGCCGCACACGCUGCCGCCCGCAACGCUCACCUCUUCCACUAG
Messenger RNA from Photinus pyralis (common eastern firefly), 585 nucleotides. RefSeq names its product adult-specific rigid cuticular protein 15.5-like. Gene Ontology annotation, molecular function: structural constituent of chitin-based larval cuticle. Gene Ontology annotation, cellular component: chitin-based extracellular matrix. Lineage: Eukaryota; Metazoa; Arthropoda; Insecta; Coleoptera; Lampyridae. The record is from RefSeq and is a predicted model, not a curated record. The transcript is spliced from 2 exons. Bases 1 to 585 code for a protein of 194 amino acids.